ACUCAAUUUUUAACUAGGUCAAACACUCAAAACAUUGAACAUUGGCCAGGUAAACUUCCCUGUGCCUUCUUAGUAUACAGGGUCCAAACAUCAACUCAGGAUGGCUGCAUCAAGGAGCCCGCCAGGUGGAGGUAUAUAUGUGGCGCCACCUGGACAGAAGACAUUCCAAUAUGACGAAGGACUACCAUCACUCCCUAUACCCAAACUUGAACAAACACUGAAGAAGUACUUGGAAUCAGUGAAACCAUUUGUGACCGAAGAGGAGUUCAGACAAACAGAAUUCAUUGUGCAACAGUUUGGAAGUGGAAUUGGGAAAACACUCCACAAAAAGUUAUUAGAAAAAGCAAAUCAUUCCAGAAAUUGGCUAGAAAAAUGGUGGGAAGACUUUGCAUAUCUCUCUUGGAGGAAACCCAUAGCUCCUCUCGUAAACUUCACUGGACCAGCACCAUAUAUGGACAAAGUUUGGCCAGCAAAGUAUGGAACACAAAUUGAGAGGGCAUCGCUUGUUCUGUAUUAUAGUUUGGUCUAUUGGAAACUUCUCAGGAAGCAGCAGAUCAAGCCUGAUAUAUUUGGGAAGACCCCUUGGAGUAUGAGUCAAUAUAUGCGCAUAUUUAACGGAUGUAGGACCCCUGGGGAACACAUGGAUAAAUUGAACUUUUAUUUUAAACUAGAAGACCAAGGGCCAUGUCCUACCCACAUCAUAGUGAUAUGUAGAGGCAGGUUCUUCACAUUGAAUGUCAUUGAUGAGACUGGGGAGCCUUAUACAGCUCCUGAGCUUCAAAAGAUGCUGCAACAUGUACAUGAUAACUGCAACUCUAGGCCUGCUGGACCAGGGCUAGGGAGCCUCACUUCCGAAUAUAGGACCACAUGGUGGAGGGCAAGAGAACACUUAGUUGAAAUCCACCCUAAUAAUCUUGCCAACCUUGAGACCAUACAGACUUCCAUUAUGACAGUGUGUCUGGAUGACAGGUCUCCUGGUUAUUCAAAGUCAGAGCUCACCAUGAUAGCAGAGGAAGGUCUAUGUGGAGAUUGUACUAAUAGAUGGUUUGAUAAAACUUUCAAUAUGAUUGUCUAUGCCAAUGGUGUUGUCUCAUCAAAUAAUGAUCAUGCUCCAAUGGAUGCCAUUGUUGUACUCUUCGAGACGCAUUACUGUCUGCUGGAGAUUGAGAAAGCAGGUGGAAAGUGGAACGGGUCGACUGCAAUAAGAGAAAACCUACCAAUUGCUCAAGAACUUGUCUUCAAACUUGAUGACUACAUAUAUAAAGCAAUAGAUGAUGCCAAAGUCACCUUUUCUAAAAUGGUAGAAAACAUUGACUUUUGUGUACCGUAUUAUUCGGCUUAUGGACGAAAGUACUUACGAUCGUUAAAACUUGCGCCCGACACCCAUAUGCAAAUGGCACUUCAGUUGGCUUACUACAGAAUGCAUAACAAACCAGCCCCUACCUAUGAAACAGCAAGCACCAGGAAGUUCUACAAUGCACGUACAGAGACUAUGAGGACUUGUACAGUGGAGAUGGUAGAUUGGUGUAAGACUAUGCUUGACCCAACCCAAACAAAUGAGCAUAAACUGCAGAAAUAUCUGACUGCUUAUAACAAGCACAACCAACUUUUCUCAGAGGCCAUGGACAAUCAUGGUGUAGAUCGUCAUUUGUUUGGCCUGCAGUGCAUUGCCAUGGAAACAGGAACUCCAGAUCCUCUUCUUUUUACUGAUCCAUCUUACACUAAAAGUGGUGGAGGUGGGAACUACAUUCUCUCCACAAGUUUCGUAGGGUAUUCUGGGAUACAUGGAGGUGUUGCACCCAUGUGUAAGAAUGGAUAUGGAACCUUCUAUGGAAUGGAUCAAAACAGGUGCAAGUUCUUUAUUGUAUCCUGGGUAGAGGAUAAGGAGACCGACCCCUGGUUACUAUGGGGAAGUCUCAGUAAGGCUCUAGAUGAGAUGAAGCAGCUCCUUGACGACACCAAGUAUAGGCCAAAGCUAUAAUAAUACCUAGCAUAGGAGAACCUCAGGGCCAUCACGAGGGUAUGACUGAAUAUCCACCUAGCUCAAAAUCAAAAUGCAGCAAUUUUGUUAAUUUUUAUUUAACUGGGGAAAUAGCACCUCGUGUUAGAAAAUGCUAAGGUUGUGACCAAUCAAAUGAAUAUAUUGUAAAGGCCAAAACAUAUGUGGCCAUUUUACAAUAUGCAAUGUCAGGACACAAGAAAUGACAUUGGCAGAUUGAUUUAGCUCAAUUAGAAAUCCACACAAAUCAUGCAGUAUCAACUAAUUUAUAAAAUAUAUGUAAUCAAGUGUGAAUUGCAUUCGUAUUGUACAAAUAGGAAGUUCAUAUAAUGAUUAUAGACUCAGAUGUAUUGUUGUGAAUGACCAGACCAAUGGGGGUUUCAUUGGCAGUUAUGUGAUGCAGUCAGUGGGGUCAUUUGUCAAAGUACACUCUAUUCCAAGGUUUAUACUACA
Owenia fusiformis is the source of this 2452-nucleotide messenger RNA. The record is from the annotation of a GenBank genome assembly. NCBI's taxonomy places the organism in Eukaryota, Metazoa, Annelida, Polychaeta, Sabellida, Oweniidae.